This is a messenger RNA of Meloidogyne enterolobii, 501 nucleotides long. The record is from the annotation of a GenBank genome assembly. NCBI's taxonomy places the organism in Eukaryota, Metazoa, Nematoda, Chromadorea, Rhabditida, Meloidogynidae.
AUGCCAAACCCUGCGCCGAAGGAGGAUACGUGGGCGUUCAAUCCGAUCGGGUCGCCAUUUCCGGACAAUCCUGUCAAAGUGCUGGGCCAGCAGAACAUGUACGUCGCACUGUGGUACAAGAACGGAAAGCCGGUGCACGGCUACGCAUGGAACGACGGUGGCGUUGUACAGGCUUCAUUUCCGUACGGCAAGGCUGAGCUCACAGGGAAAAUCGAUCUUGGCGACAUCAUUCAGGUGCUGCAGUACAAAGGAGACCACAACUCGCUCGGCUAUUGGUACGAGUGGAUCAAGUACAAGGACCGUUUCGAGAAGACCGAUCAACGUCAACUGGUUCGGUGCGGCGACUCGAUGCCCAUUCUAUGGGUUAAUCGUCCUGGUGGAACACUGCUCGGCUACUUGAACAUGAAGACGGAAGAAGCCUACUUUUCACAAGCUGGCAAGGCAGAAUGCGUCGUUGGAAAACCGCUCUCGGAAAUGAUGAUCAUUAUUCGGUACGUUUAG